This is a messenger RNA of Periophthalmus magnuspinnatus, 1510 nucleotides long. RefSeq names its product prenyl (decaprenyl) diphosphate synthase, subunit 2 (gene pdss2). The record is from RefSeq and is a predicted model, not a curated record. The transcript is spliced from 8 exons. The coding region runs from base 214 to 1356 and encodes 380 amino acids. Gene Ontology annotation, biological process: ubiquinone biosynthetic process; isoprenoid biosynthetic process. NCBI's taxonomy places the organism in Eukaryota, Metazoa, Chordata, Actinopteri, Gobiiformes, Gobiidae. Gene Ontology annotation, cellular component: transferase complex; mitochondrion. Gene Ontology annotation, molecular function: prenyltransferase activity.
AAUCAAAGAUGGCGUCUCGCAUUGACAGGACGUGGGUUGGAAAACACAGCUAGUACAAUGUCAUUUUGUGUUAAAUGAAUUAAAGUAACUUAAUUUUGUGAAGGAUGUCGUAAGGUUAGAGUGGGACAUGCUGGUUUUGUAACACUGAAAUGUUACUGAGGUUUAAGUAAGGCUGUUGUCGAAGGUAGAGAGACUUUUUUACCCGGAGAGAUCAUGUUUACAGCUGGUUUGAGGCGCUUGCCCUGCCUGGCGUUGGUAGGACACCGGGGUUUGAGCCUCUUCUCCAGUUCAGGACCCUCUAAUUGGAACAAAGUUGUGUCCGAUGCAGAGAAGAUCGUCGGAUACCCCACAUCAUUCAUGAGUCUGCGGUGCCUGCUCAGUGAUGAACUCAGUAAUGUGGCAAUGUACGUGAGGAAACUGGUGGGAACCCAACAUCCCCUGCUCAACACGGCCAGGGGCUUUGUGUACGACAGCCGGAACAACCUCCAGAUGAGAGGGUUGGUGGUGUUGUUGAUCUCCAAAGCGGUCGGACCGAGCCAGGCCUCUUCAGACCUGCUGGUCCAGGACAUGGUCAGUGGCAUCUAUCCAAGCCAGAGGAACUUGGCAGAGAUCACGGAGCUGAUUCACACGGCAUUCCUGGUGCAUCGUGGGAUUGUUAAUCUUAAAGAGUGGACGGUCUCAGAUGGGCCCCUAAAAGAUAUGGAGUUUGGGAAUAAGAUUGCUGUGCUGAGCGGGGACUUCCUGUUGGCCAAUGCGUGUACAGGGUUGGCUCAACUCAACAAUACCAAGGUGGUUGAGCUCAUCUCUAGUGCCAUUGGCGAUUUAGUCCAAGGGAUCUACUAUGAGAAUUCCAGCAACACUGCGGACAAUGGCAUCACUGAUGGCAUUGACAUUGGAACAUGGGAGGAGCGGACGUUCCUGUCCCAUGGUGCACUGCUUGCCAAAAGCUGUCAAGCUGCGAUGGAGCUGGCCCAACAUGACACAAAAGCCCAGAGACUGGCCUACAACUAUGGCAAGCACCUAUCGCUGGGACACAAGCUGAACUCAGAUCUACAGCCGUUUGUGAAGAGUGUGGACCCAGUGUCCUUCAGUUUAAGUGCUGCCCCAGUGGUGUUCCAUCAACAGUCUGUGGGACAGGAGAGAUGGCACCAGCAGCUGCAACAGGCACAGACAUCAAGAAAUAUGCUGGAUUACUCUAAGCUCUUGGCCACAGUGAAGUCUGACAAAGGCGUGAGCUCAGCGGUGGACUUAUGCUGUUUCCAUAGUAACAAGGCUCUGGAGGCCAUCCAGGCUUUCCCCGCCUCCGAGGCUCGAUCCGCCCUGGAGAACAUCGCAUCAGCCGUCACCAAAUUCUAACCUGGACACACAGACUCUCAGGGACAUGUGACAGACUAGAGAGCUUUGCUCACUGCAUCAAAUACAAGUAAAACAUUUGUGCCUCAGGUGUGAUGAGGCUGCCUUGGUCAACCCUGCAAAGCAGUCAUAAAUAAAGUGCAUUGCUUCGGUUUUA